CUCACCGCUACCUAAACAAAUUUCCCAUUUUUUAAGAGUCAUCACGGACUGUGGAUAUGUGCUUUUACUAGACCUAGACAGCCGUCACAUCAUCAUUUUCCCUUGGAAGCACCAGAACACUGACAUCGGACUUACAAAUUGUUAAUUCCGCUGCCCACAAUGGACCCCACUGAAGCAGAGCUCGAGUCUUUCCGCCAGAAAUGGCGAGAGGAGGUCUCGGCAAAGACAAAGGGAAAAGCCCCAGCUCCCACGACUGCUCUGAAGACUUCUCAGGCUUCUUCAAGCAAAGCUCCCGCAGUGAAUGGCAAUGCCCCCCAGGCACAUCUUCCCCAACGUCAUCACAACGUAGAAGAGCUGGAUGAAGUAGAACCCCAUACCUACCAAGAUCUUGGCAAAAAACUGCAUGGAAAAAGACUGGAUGAAACUAGUCCUUCUCCUGCGAGCUCCACCAAAGAGCCUAGCUCUGCCCUAGAGCACUAUGAAAGAGCGGUGGAGAAAGAAAGCCAGGGCAGUUUGGGCGAUAGUGUGAACCUAUACCGAAAGGCAUUUAGGCUCGACUCCAAAGUCCACGAAACAUACAAAAACAAACACUUCCCAGCAUCCUCUUACCAGUCACACAAGUCCAAACCACAAGCCAUCAACCCGUCAAACGCGUCCGUCACAGUCCCCAAUACCGCCCACCACUCCCUACAAGGCCUCCCGCCCCCCUUGCAGACCCUGAUCAAUGAAUUUAGCAACCUUUCCAUCCAAGGCGAAGCCGCCCCUACGGAUCUCUCCCCGCCACCUCCAUGUCCAAUUUCUACCAUUCCUGAGGAGAUGCUCGUCGAGAUCUUAAUCCAACUGGCCAUCCAAGAUGUGUCCUCCUUCGUCCGCUUAGCUAGCGUCUGCAAACGCCUCGCCUACUUGGUAACGACCGAAGAGCGCGUCUGGAAGCGCAUUUGCCUCGGCCAAGAGUUCGGGUUUGGCGCCAUGCACUACACCUUCGCAUGCCAAAUUGACGGAAAGCCCCUUGGUGACGACGGCGAAGGAGGCUACAUCCUCGGAUCCAACCCCAUCCCUGACUCUGACCCUGAAGAAGUCCCCGAACAAUGUCCAACACCCGAUCUAGCAUCCCUAACCACCCUCCUAGUCCCCACCCUCUACCCCACCUUCCGCACCCUCUUCCGCCUGCGCCCCCGCAUCCGCUUCAACGGCUGCUAUAUCUCCACCGUCAACUACACACGUCCCGGUGCCUCCUCCGUUACCUCUAUCUCCUGGAAUUCGCCCAUUCAUAUCGUAACAUACUACCGCUACCUGCGCUUCCUGCGCGACGGGACCUGCAUUUCGUUGCUUACGACCGCAGAACCGGCUGAUGUGGUGCCGUGGCUGCAUUUAGAGUAUGUGCAUAAGAAUCAUGGCAAUCUGCCGAGUGCGCCAAUGAAAGAUGCACUCCUCGGAAGGUGGAGGAUUAGUGGUCCUGCCGCACCAUCGCCCUCUGCCCCCGGAGGUGGAGAGGCGGCAGGUGGGGAGGAAGCAGAGAAGGAAGGAACCCUCCACAUCGAAACCGCCGGUGUGGCGCCCAAGUAUCUCUACAAGAUGGUGUUGGGAAUCGGGACAGCCGGGCGCGGAGCCAAGAAUAACAAACUCGUGUGGCAGGGGUAUUGGAGUUAUAAUCGAUUGACAGAUGAUUGGGCGGAGUUCGGGUUGAAGAAUGAUAGGGCGUAUUAUUGGAGUCGGGUUAGGAGCUAUGGAUUGGGGUUUGAAGUGGGGGCGAGUGGAGGUGAUUGAAUGGGAUGCGGGUAAUGUGAGUUGAGGAUGGACGAGGUAUGCAUGAGUGUGGGUGGAGCAACUCGGUACGGCUGUACUACCUUACGGGUACGGUGGUGUUCUGACUGAGUUUUGUUCGCAUUAUGUCAGACCAUAUGACCAGUGCAAUGACAGCACGGCAUGUCUAUAAUGUGGUAUACAUGCUCUCCUUGAGCUACCAAUCUACCAAACCCUCUACCGCCUAGGCAUACCCCUACCACGACCCCUUCCGAGCGCUCUCUGCGCAGCCCCGGGUGGUAACGGCCUGUUCGGCGCUUGCGGUUGCUGCGAUUCU
Messenger RNA from Lindgomyces ingoldianus, 2080 nucleotides. RefSeq lists its product as uncharacterized. Gene Ontology annotation, molecular function: protein binding. The record is from RefSeq and is a predicted model, not a curated record. Lineage: Eukaryota; Fungi; Ascomycota; Dothideomycetes; Pleosporales; Lindgomycetaceae. Bases 160 to 1767 code for a protein of 535 amino acids. Gene Ontology annotation, cellular component: SCF ubiquitin ligase complex. The transcript is spliced from 2 exons. Gene Ontology annotation, biological process: SCF-dependent proteasomal ubiquitin-dependent protein catabolic process.